AAACCCGAUCUGUGUGUUCAUCAGUCCAUAAACUUAGUUCUUUGUUCUUAGUCGUUGCUGCUACCAAUCCCAAACCAACCAAAAUUAAAACUAAAAAACAAACGGAUUUUUUUUUUAGCCAUGAAAAAUAUUUUAAUUACAGGAGUUCCAGGAAUAGGGAAAACCACAGUUAUCAAACAUAUUGUAGAAAAGUUAAUUACUGUAGAGGGUGCAAAUAUUCAUGGGUUUUUUACUGAAGAAAUCAGAAACGAUCAGAAACAAAGAAUGGGUUUUGAUAUUGUUAUGAUAAAAGAGAAUAGACGAAUUCAAUUAGCUGAUAAAAGGGGUGUACUGCCUCAAGAGGGUACAAAAUAUUUGGGGCAAUAUAUUGUGUAUGUUAAAAAUUUUGAACAAAUGGUUCUGCCAUUGUUACACUCAGUUUCUAAUGCAAUUUUAGUAAUAGAUGAAAUAGGAAAAAUGGAACUGUUUAGUUCUCAAUUUGAACAGGCAGUAAAAAGUCUAGUACAUAGAAAAGAUAUUUUUGUCAUUGCCACUGUUCCUGUUAAAGGCCCUCCCAUUAUAAGUCAUCUAAAGGAAGAUCAGAAUUGCCAAGUAUUUUGGGUGAAUGAAAAAACAAGGGACACAUUACCAGAUAAACUGAUUAAUAUUGUUAAGCAGAUUAAUAAUCCAAAUAAAUUACCUAAAUAACUUAUAAUUUGUAUAUUACUUCAAUUUUUGUACUCACAAUUUUAAAGAUUCU
Messenger RNA from Cylas formicarius (sweet potato weevil), 739 nucleotides. Its product is annotated as cancer-related nucleoside-triphosphatase homolog. Gene Ontology annotation, molecular function: ribonucleoside triphosphate phosphatase activity. Bases 121 to 687 code for a protein of 188 amino acids. The transcript is spliced from 5 exons. The record is from RefSeq and is a predicted model, not a curated record. Lineage: Eukaryota; Metazoa; Arthropoda; Insecta; Coleoptera; Brentidae.